CAUUCCUCUGGCACUUGGAGGACACUGCCCAGCACUGGUAACUGCUUCUGAGUGAAAGACCUGCCUCCAAGUGCUUCUGACUCCUGGAGAUAAGGUCCCGGGUGACCAGCUUUUCUGCCUCCCACAGUGGGCAGCACUUAGCCAGGUGUGUAGCUGGCCCUCAUUGAGAACUGUUCUACCUAAGCUGAUCUAUCAACCUGGAAAGAUCACAAUCUGAAGGCAGGAGCCAGAGAUUCCUGGGGGCUCUUUUCUAGUCACAAAUACGGCAGCCCAUCUGUCCCAGGCUUAUCUCACCAUAUUAGACUGGCACACUCAUGGGGCACACCCAGGCUUAUCUCCUGCCCAAAUUCAAACUUGGCCUGUUGACACUGUGGAUUCCUUUUUCUGAACCUUUAGCUCUCUUCUACCCCUGGAUCCAGGGGGGAUGAGCUUCCUGCUCCAUCUUUCCAUUCCCAGAGUGUCAGGAUGCCUUUGGCUUUGGCUGGCACAGGGGUGAAGGAGAGCCAGCAGCAUUGAGUGACCGGGCGAAUGUGCUUCCAGGAGAGUUCAUUCCAACCCUCCCAGUUCCUACUGCUGGUGGGGGUCCCGGUGGCAAGUGUCCUCCUUCUGGCCCAGUGCCUUCGAUGGCACUGCCCUAGAAGGCUACUGGGGGCCUGCUGGAUGCCGAAUGGUCAAGAGGAACCAGUGUCCCAGCCUACCCCUCCACCAGAAAAUGAGGUCUCAACGCAGCACCUGCCAGCCACACUGCCAGAGAUGGCUGCCUUCUAUCAGGAGCUGCACACACCCACUCAAGGCCAGACCAUGGUCCGCCAGUUGAUGCACAAGCUGUUGGUGUUUUCGGCUCGAGAGGUGGAUCACCGCGGCGGUUGCCUGAUGCUCCAGGAUGCAGGCAUCUCCUUGCUCAUCCCACCAGGUGCUGUGACUGUGGGCCGCCAGGAGCGGGUGUCUUUGAUCCUGGUGUGGGACCUUUCGGACGCCCCAUCACUGUCCCGAGCCCAGGGGCUGGUAAGCCCUGUGGUGGCAUGUGGCCCCCAUGGGGCCUCCUUCCUGAAGCCUUGCACUCUCACGUUUAAACACUGUGCCCAGCAGCCCAGCCAUGCUCGUACCUACAGCAGCAACACUGCCCUGCUCGAUGCCAAGGUAUGGAGGCCCCUGGGGCAGCCGGGGGCCCACGCCUCCCGGGAUGAGUGUCGCAUCCACCUCUCCCACUUCAGCCUCUACACCUGUGUGAUGGAGGCACCUGUGGGACGCGAAGCUCGCAAAUGGCUGCAGCUGGCCGUAUUCUGCUCACCGCUGGCGCCAGGACAGUCCCACCUGCAGCUGCGUAUCUACUUCCUCAACAACACGCCCUGUGCCCUGCAGUGGGCACUGACCAACGAGCAGCCCCAUGGUGGGCGCCUGCGUGGGCCCUGCCAGCUCUUCGACUUCAGUGGGGCCAGGGGUGACCAGUGCCUGAAGCUCAAGUACAUCUCAGAGGGUUGGGAGAAUGUGGAUGAUAGCAGUUGCCAGCUGGUUCCCCAUCUCCACAUCUGGCAUGGAAAGUGCCCAUUCCGCUCGUUCUGCUUCCGGAGAAAAGCAGCCAAUGAGAAUGAGGACUGUUCAGCACUAACCAAUGAGAUCAUUGUCACCAUGCACACCUUCCAGGAUGGCUUGGAGACCAAGUAUAUGGAAAUCCUCAGAUUCCAGGCAUCAGAGGAGGAAUCCUGGGCAGCACCGCCCCCUGUCUCCCAGCCGCCCCCAUGCAAUAGACUGCCCCCAGAGCUCUUUGAGCAGCUGCAGAUGUUGUUGGAGCCAAACAGCAUCACAGGCAAUGACUGGCGCAGACUAGCCUCUCACCUGGGGCUUUGCGGCAUGAAAAUCCGGUUCCUGUCCUGCCAGCGCAGCCCCGCAGCGGCCAUCCUGGAGUUGUUUGAGGAGCAGAACGGCAGCCUGCAGGAGCUGCACUACCUCAUGACCGUCAUGGAGCGGCUAGACUGCGCCUCCGCCAUCCAGAACUACCUGAGCGGGACCCACGGCGGCAGCCCAGGCUCCGAGCGCGGGGGCGCCCGGUAUAACCAGGGCCUGGAGCUGGACGAGAAGCUCUGAGCGCCCAGCGGGCAGGGCUGGAGGAGGUGUGGGGGCGAGAGGGGUUGUUUCCCCACGCCUAUGAGGAACACAGCAGCUGUUCCUGGCUGUGCCCACCACCCUUCCCAGAACCCUCGGACGGUGCCCGGGGCUGCCCGCGAAGCCGGAGCGUCCUCGCCAGCCUCGCAGCAGCAGGCGCGCCCUUCGGGCCGCCAUCUGUCCCGCGUGCGGGUCUCCUCCUGGCCGGCAGAGGGCGCAGGAGCCCAGGAGAUGGCCUCAGCGUGGCCCGACUGCCGAAAAUGACCAGGGGACGGCCACGGUCCCCGCGUGCACUUUAGGGCCAGUCAGGCCCCGAGUAUUCACUGAGCGCUCAGGCAGACCGGACAUUGGGCUGGUGUCAUGAAGAAUACUGGAAUAUAGGAGGCAGGGACUGGAGCCCUGACAAGCACACAGUUCUUUUGCAGGAGUCAAGAUGUUCUCAUAGCAGCCAGGGGCAAACUCGAAAACAGCCCUGACCUGUGGUUGGGGGAUGUGUGUGUGGCUUUAGGAGUUGAGAGGGGAAGAGCUGAGUGCGGGCUGGAGCAGCGAGAAUGCUUCACAGAGGAUAUUAGGGAGAGAGGAUUUGACUUGCUGAGUGGUUUGUAGAUCUUUAGGUGCGGGUGGGGGAAGAGGGUGGCUGAACUUAGGUAGGAGCCGAGAGUGGGCAUGGGAGCCCAGCCCCAUGGGUGUGAGGCCUGGGUAGGACAUGGCUUCCCGGCUAGGCACGCCUGGCUGUCUGCCUCUGCCUCCGCCUCUGCCUCUACUAACUUCCUUUGUCUGUGUAUCCUCCUGCUCAGGUCUUGUCUUUCCCUCUCUCUGCCAUUUUCUCUAUCAGAAAACAUUAAAGCUGAGUAGAAACUUCAAGAUGAUCAUUCUGGCCCAAUCCUUUUAUCUCUUUAUCUCCAACGGUGUGCGUUUUGAGUCUCUCUGACUUGGUUUUUCUGUCCCUAUCUCCCGCAGUUGUUCAGUCUCUGCACCUGUGUUUCUGUUUCUCUCUCUCUCUUAGAUCUUUUUGUUUCUGCCUAGUCUCUGUGCCCUGUCUUUGUUUCUUUCUCUGUCUGAAACCCUCCCUCUUUUCCCUUCAGGCGAAUGUCUCUAAACCAAUGUUGUGUGUCAAAGACUGUUGAAAGAGACAGGGCCACUCUAGGAAUGGAUGGGUGGGGAUAUUUUCCUUCCCCAUGGAUUAAGAUCCAGUUUAGGGUCAGGAAAUAAAGGAUAGGGAUGAAAGAGCACCCUAUUCAGUCAGCAGAUACUUAUUCAGCACCUACUAUGUGUUAGAUACUGUAUACAAAAGACAUGAAUGGGCUGGGUCCUGAACAGAGAAUAAAGGGUUUGACUCCAUUCUGGAAAUGCUUUUGUUUGCAAACAGGUGUUGUUAAUUUGCUCAAAGGCAGGCAAACAAUCUCUCUGGCAACACAAUUUUCUUCUGUAUUUAAUUAAAAAAUAUUAAAGCUUUUUUUCUAUGAUGAAUG
This is a messenger RNA of Mandrillus leucophaeus (drill), 3575 nucleotides long. RefSeq names its product unc-5 homolog C (C. elegans)-like (gene UNC5CL). Gene Ontology annotation, cellular component: membrane. Gene Ontology annotation, biological process: positive regulation of JNK cascade; netrin-activated signaling pathway; positive regulation of canonical NF-kappaB signal transduction. Lineage: Eukaryota; Metazoa; Chordata; Mammalia; Primates; Cercopithecidae. Bases 529 to 2085 code for a protein of 518 amino acids. The transcript has 9 exons. Gene Ontology annotation, molecular function: netrin receptor activity; protein binding. The record is from RefSeq and is a predicted model, not a curated record.